UUGCCACUCAAUUCGCUUUCAACUUCUGAAACUGUUAGAGCUUUAACUUUAACUAUUUCAUUUCAUAUUCGAAGAACUUGAAGUGCAAACUAAUUUGUUAAGAUGGUUGUAACGAAAAAUCUGGGUUUCACCGAAAAGGUAGCUAAAUUGGACCGCCAACCCUUGCAUGUCGUGAGCACUCCCUUCGAGAAAGCCACAUUCGGAAUGGGAUGCUUUUGGGGUUGCGACUCGUUGUUUGGAGCCACCCUCGGUGUUCUGAGAACUUCUGUUGGAUAUUCCGGUGGCACAACCGGCUCCCCAGUGUACAAAAAUAUGGGCGAUCACACGGAAGUGAUUGAAAUUCAUUACGAUCCUACCCAGAUAAGCUAUUCGGCCCUGCUAGAUCUGUUUUGGAACAAUCACGAAUAUGGUUUGACCACCCGAAUUAAGCGUCAGUACAUGUCGCUGAUUUUGUGUCACAAUGAGGAACAAAGGCGCACUGCAGAGGCCAGCCGCACCGAGGAGCAAAUCAAGCGAGCACCUGAGCAAAUUAUUACCGAAAUUGCCACCGCUGGAAUCUUCUAUCCCGCUGAAGAUUAUCAUCAGAAAUACCGCCUGCAAAGUCACCGCGAGCUGACCAAAGAAUUGGGAUUGAAUCCGGAACUGUUGCAGACUUCGCACGUAGCGGCAAGAUUGAACGGUUAUCUGAUCGGGGUCGGUGGAAUGGACCAGUUCGAUAGUGAUGCAGAACGGCUCGGUCUCAGCGAGGAGCAGAUCCAGUAUGUGCGUGAUUACGUACGGGACAACGAGGGCGGUGGUAUUUUUUGCUGAACUUAACUUAUGAAAAUCGAAUUAGAUCUUUUUAUAGUGUUUAGUUUUUUGAAUGUCGUUAUCUGCUUAGUAGCUAGUAUAAGGGUAAUGUUUUUAUAAAGUAUUACCAUGUUAGAAAUUCUAAUAGCUUAAGAUAGAAUCGUUCGUAAUAGUUUGCUCUGUUAGGCUAAUAGUACCUGUGUUAGGAUUAAGUAGUGAAAGCAUUAAGGAAUGAAAUACACAUACUGAAGUCGU
Molecule: messenger RNA, 1044 nt
Organism: Sabethes cyaneus
Lineage: Eukaryota; Metazoa; Arthropoda; Insecta; Diptera; Culicidae
Product: peptide methionine sulfoxide reductase-like
Exons: 4
Coding region: 103-810 (235 amino acids)
Molecular function (GO): peptide-methionine (S)-S-oxide reductase activity
Source: RefSeq, a predicted model, not a curated record